Megalobrama amblycephala (Wuchang bream) is the source of this 1707-nucleotide messenger RNA. It is a transcript of the gene ripk3, whose product is annotated as receptor-interacting serine-threonine kinase 3. The record is from RefSeq and is a predicted model, not a curated record. Gene Ontology annotation, molecular function: ATP binding; JUN kinase kinase kinase activity. The transcript is spliced from 12 exons. Lineage: Eukaryota; Metazoa; Chordata; Actinopteri; Cypriniformes; Xenocyprididae. The coding region runs from base 223 to 1494 and encodes 423 amino acids. Gene Ontology annotation, biological process: protein phosphorylation.
AACAGGGUAGAUGGCAGAAAUGGCUUCCGCAGGUCCGAGCAGGUGAGGUGACGUCAGUCUCCAGCGCGCGCGUGUGUUUGUUUUGAUGGGGAAGUGAAACGAUUGAACUUCUCGAUGUGGAAGCGCCGCCAUUUAACACGGAACGUGGAGAAAAGAGCGAUGGUGUCAGUCAUAUCAUGACAUGUUUAAACUCGAGACUGUACUGAUAAAGCAGGUGUAGCGAUGGCCUUCUGCUUUCCUCCGCUCGUGAUCCGUGAUGACAGUCUGAGGUGUUUUGUGAAGAUCGGAGCCGGCGGCUUCGGACAGAUCUACCGGGCGAAGCACACGAAAUGGGGCAUGGACGUGGCCAUAAAACUGCUUUAUAAAGACGGGUCUACAUCCUCCAUUCAGAGAGAGGCAAAUCUGAUGUUCCAGGGUGGGAAUCCCAACGUCAUCCGUAUUUUUGGCCUGUACGAGGGCUGUGUGGGCGAGCCGCAGCUGCCGCUUCAGUCCGGGCUGGUGAUGGAGCUCAUGCCGAAGGGCUCGGUGGCCGGACUGCUGCAGACGCUGGCCGCGCCUCCUCCGUGGCCCCUCGCCUUCCGCAUGGCUCAUCAGAUCGGCCUGGGAAUGAACUUCCUCCAUCACCUGAGUCCUCCGCUGCUGCACCUGGACCUGAAGCCCAGCAACGUGCUGCUGAACGACAGCCUCGAUGCCAAGAUCACAGAUUUCGGCUUGUCUCGAGUGGCUCGAAGCGUUUCUAAGGGUGCGAGAGAGAAAGAUGAGGACGAGGGAGGGACGCUGAGCUACAUGCCGCCGGAAGCGCUGCAGGAUGUCAAUUACAAAGCCAGCAGAGCCUCCGAUGUUUACAGCUACGGUGUCCUGCUGUGGUCCAUCAUCACUGGAAAGGAGCCGUACGACGGUAAGGCGUCCAGUCUGGUGCGGUUUUGUAUCCCUCGCGGUGACAGACCUGAUGUGACUCUGAUCGACUGCAGUCAGACUGAAGGUCUGGAGGAUCUGCUGAAGCUCAUGAGGUGCUGCUGGGAUCAGGACGCCAGCAAAAGACCAACGUUCCUCGACUGUGUUAAUGUGACGGAGAAGAUCUUCGAGCUGCACCAGCGUGGACUCAGUGACGCCGUCCGGGACGUGCUCAAGCAGCUGGAAGGUGACAUCUGCUCCAGUCUGAGAUCAGUCCAGAUCUCCCGUAAACCACAGAACGAAGUACGUCCUCCGGUUCUGUCCUGCGUCACUGGAUCGCUUCCUAAACAGGAGACCGCAGCCGGUUACACAAACACCGUAAAGAAAGAACCGUCUCCUCGUCCAGCUGCUAUGACUCCUCCCAGAACAACACAGCGUCAGACGUCCACACCAGGCGGCGUCUACAUCAACAUGUCCAACGUCGUCGGAGUUCAGCUCGGCAACAACAACUACAUGAAUAUUGUUCAGAAGACCCGGCAGAGGCACCGGACGGCUCCAUCUAGUGUCAACACAUCCGAGAGCACUCAGAAGAAGCCAUAAAGACAUUGUGACGCUCCAGUCAGUUCUCUUCAUCAGCUGUGAUGUGUCUGAGAUGUGGCCAAACUAUAACUGUGAGGCGAAGUGAAGUGGUUUCACUUCAAAAUCAAAAGAAAGAAAUUAUAUUUUGCAUGCAAAAAAAUUAUUAUUAUUUUUUUUUGCAUUGACGUUAUAUUUUAAACCUCCCUCAUCCGAUUAUGUAAAUUUAUAUAUAUA